CGGUUGGGUUUUGCAUUUCGUUUAUAUGUCAAAAAACAAGAAACUUGAAAAUAUACAGUUGCAAAGCGUUGUUUUAUAAAUUUCUUUUGUUAAACAAAACUUUUUAUUUCUCUUUCAAUAAAUUAAUUAAAUUCAUUUUGAAACUAAUAAAUAAUCAAUAACAAACCAACUUACACAAAAUCUCACAAUAACUCAUCCAAUCAAUUGAGUAAACUGCGUGUUAUUUUGUUUUUCCUCGAUUUGCAAUUAAACAAAAAAAAAAAAAAAACAUCUGUCGGCUUAUCCUUGAACAAGAAUUUAGCAAGACGCUGUUCAAAGAUGAAUCCUAAGGAAAUAUAUUAUUCAGAUAAAUAUUACGAUGAUGAGUUUGAAUACAGGCACGUUGUCCUGCCCAAGGAACUUGUUAAACUUGUCCCAAAGACACAUCUCAUGUCGGAGAAUGAAUGGCGAGCAAUUGGAGUGCAACAAUCCCGCGGAUGGGUGCAUUAUAUGAUACACAAACCCGAGCCCCAUAUUCUGCUAUUCCGCAGGCCAAUCGAAACAAAAUAAACCCAAUUCCAAUCCAAUGCCAUUGAAUUAAUCUUCGGAGAAAAGGAAGUAAGCAAGGUCGCAAAGAAUCAAGAAAGCGGUGUUCUCCGAAUUGUAAAUAAUUUUUUAUACAAACCAUCGGCUAUCUCGUUAAAAAAAAAGAAUGUAAUACGCAGAAGGACAAAUCAUGUAUCAUUUCUCUCGCUUUUAAUUUUUUGAUUUAAGUUCAGUCACAUUUUUUUUUUUAAUAUUAUUUAAAGAAUGUAAGGUGCACAAGGAAUAGCAAUUUAAACUUCUUGCUUUUUGGGUGCCAUACAUUUUUAUUAUUAUUUCGUUAAGUUGCCUUACAAACAAAAAAUACUACUAAAUACCUUUAUACCUAAAAUAAGCAUUAUUUGUCGACCUUCUCUCUAAUUUGUGUCGAAUCGAUCGAUUUUCUUCGUUUGUGUGAGAUUUGCUCGGUUCACUUUUGUAUGUGAUUUUAUAUUGUUACCUUCAAAACAAGAUACUGUAUUUUUAAGAACAAACAAAAAAAAAUAAAGAAUUUAAAAAUGAAAA
Episyrphus balteatus (marmalade hoverfly) is the source of this 1086-nucleotide messenger RNA. RefSeq names its product cyclin-dependent kinases regulatory subunit (gene Cks30A). Gene Ontology annotation, molecular function: ubiquitin binding; protein kinase binding; cyclin-dependent protein serine/threonine kinase activator activity. Gene Ontology annotation, cellular component: SCF ubiquitin ligase complex; cyclin-dependent protein kinase holoenzyme complex. Gene Ontology annotation, biological process: regulation of mitotic cell cycle. The record is from RefSeq and is a predicted model, not a curated record. The coding region runs from base 319 to 549 and encodes 76 amino acids. The transcript is spliced from 2 exons. NCBI's taxonomy places the organism in Eukaryota, Metazoa, Arthropoda, Insecta, Diptera, Syrphidae.